Molecule: messenger RNA, 999 nt
Organism: Ilex paraguariensis (yerba mate)
Lineage: Eukaryota; Viridiplantae; Streptophyta; Magnoliopsida; Aquifoliales; Aquifoliaceae
Source: the annotation of a GenBank genome assembly
AUGUUUCAAACAUUUUCACUGCAUGUAACUUUCCCACAGAAAAGGCAACCAUCGAUAAACUGGAAAGUAUAUGAAGAACCACAAUGCCAGGACUGUUCUUCUCUUUUGGAAGUAUCCCAUCUAACUGAUUCAUGUAAGGCAACCUUUCAUGCAUCAGUUGGUGAAUUGUUUGUGCCAAUUUCAUUUAAGUGUCUUGAUGAAUCCGAGGAGGAAAGGAUGUUUAUCAGCAGGAGACUACAUAUAAUGGGAGAGAAGAAUUUAGUUGAAGAUCUCAUUUGUACUGGCUGCCAGCUAUGUGGCGCUCCUUUGAAUUUGGAGUUCAGGUCUAGUAUAAAGCAAGAGACCAUUCCACUCUAUUGUCAGAAAAGUUCUAAUCGGCUCCAUAUAGUGGGCUUGAUAUACAGACCCUUCAUGUUAUAUGUGUGGGACGAUUCAAAAUAUAUUCCACUUCUUGUUACAAAUAAGGCUGCUGAACUCUUGUUUGGAAACAUUAGGGCUGAGAUAGUACACUCUUGCCAUAGAAGGCAAAAUCACAGAGAGAACCAUGAUAUGGAUAGUGGUCACCAGGAUAAUGAUUCUUAUGCUCAGGCCACUUUGCAGUCAAAUGCUGCUGGGAGAGAUAUUUCCAAUUCUCGCUCAACAGGCACAGCUAAGGGAUUUAGACUGAAGGGAAAAAGACAAUUUGGUGAAAACUUGAACUUCUAUUUGAUUUGGGUGAUUUUGCUGAAAAUGUUGCUGCUACCAGGGAAGAACAGUCCUUUGAAGUUCAAAGUAAAAGUGAAUGCAACCAGAGAUUGGGAAAGUGGGAGGUGUGAAAUGGUCUCGGUAACAAUGCCAUGCUUUAGGACCAAUUUGUCCUCUGCCUAAGUUAACUUGGGGAAAUUUCGCAACUUCUUCCUAUGCUAUACUGAGGCCCGGAUCCUCCUUUUUCAUUUGCUUGUAAGGUUAAAUUUGCUUGUAAUAUGUAAAAUUGGUUACACUGGGUUUUUGAUGAUCCGC